AUGAAGUCUAAUGCGGUUGUUUUUGUUUACUUGCAGGAAAUGGUUUACAUUGCAUCUGUUUAUGGAGAAUGGGUGAUAAAGGACAAUUUGUCUUGGCAUUUUGAGGUUGAUUAUCGGAAAGGAGGUAGAAUGUUCUCGUUGAGGGAUGGAUGUACACAUGAUGAGCUCAUUCAAAUGGCUUUAGAGGAUUAUUCGCUAACCAAGAUCGGACACCGUUUGGAAAUAUCAUAUCCAUUACCAGAAGUGUUCACUCAGCAAACGUGUAAUGAUUCUCCGCCCAUGUUUGUCACAAACGACAGACAAGUCGAAAGCUUGAUCGAGCUAAGUAGAAAUCAUGGUGUACGACUUUGUGUCUCUAGCAAAGGGAAGGAUGAAGACAACGUAGAUGGACCUUUGGAUGAAGACUUAGAUGAAAAUCUGGAUGAUGAGUUGAAGGAAGAGUUCGAUGAAGAGUUGGAUGAAGAUUGGAGCGCAGAACGAGAAGAAGUGUCUGAAGAGUCGGGUUGUGAUGAGGAUGAUGUAAGGGAAAAAGCUUAUGAAGGCGAUGAUGACACACACGCGGACUACAGUCAGUAUGGGAAAAUUAAAGAUGAAGACGUUGUCAUUGAUGUUCCUUUCGAUGAUCCCCGCCUUUUAGGGCGUGGUGUGGGUCAUCGUAUAGGAAUUGAUAAUUGGGAAGACAAUAUUUACGAGCACCAGAGCUUUGAUACCAAGGCCCAACUUAUCUCUGAGUUGCGUUUGACCGCGGUGAUGACAAGAUUCUCAUUCAGGAUAGCUGCGUCUACAAGAAAAGUGUUUGUGGCCAAAUGCAAAGUCGCUGGAUGCAAAUGGAGGCUUAGAGCGGCCGUAAAGAACGAACCCUCCACGUUUUGGGUGACAAAGUACGUGAAGUCGCAUACAUGUUCUGUUUCUGAUCGAGUACGUAACCAUAAACGUUGUACAACGAAGUAUAUUGGAAAGCUUUUUCUUGAUCGGACAGGGCUCAUUGAAGGAAUUGUGCCGCAACACAUAAGAGACUCUAUGAGGAGGAUGUUUGGAAUGAAGCUCGACUAUACGGCUUCAUAUAGAGCUUUGAAACAUGCCCAAGACUUGGUGUGGGGAACAGCUGAAGAAGGAUACGCGAAUCUGCCUUCUUACUUGCAAAGAAUCAAGGAUGCAAAUCCGGGAACUGUGACUGACCUUGUCUGUGACUCACAGGACCGUUUUAAGUACUGCUUUCUAUCACUCGCCGGUUCUAUAUCUGGUUUUCAGUAUUUGAGGAGAGUGAUUGUGGUUGAUGGGACUCAUCUUACUGGGAAAUACGGAGGAGCUCUACUCGUGGCUGCCGGACAAGACGCCAACUUUCAAAUAUUCCCGCUAGCUUUCGCAGUGGUCGAUGCUGAGGAUAGUGAAUCAUGGGAAUGGUUUUUCAACAAGCUUAGAGAUUGUUUCAGGCAAUUUCCGCCAAUGGCGAUAGUCUCUGACCGUGCCGCUGCCAUAGCUAGAGCCAUUGGAAUCGUUAUGCCCUGGGCAUCAAGAGGAAUAUGCUACUAUCACCUCCAAGGUAAUAUAGUAAAGGACUUCCACGCAAAGGAGAUAAUGUAUAUGGUUAAAGGUGCAGCCUACGCCCAUACGGUGCCUGAAUACGACCGUUACAUGGACCUCAUAAGAGCUGCGAACCCUGCCCUAGCUACUUACUUAGAGACCUCGCAGAUCCGAAGUUAUGGUCGAGAGUUCAUUUUGAAGAAAGCAAAAGGAUUACCUAUUCCUCGUCUUUUGGAGUUUAUUAGGGAGAAGCUCGGGAGAUGGUUUAGCAAGAGGCGGGAGGAUGCACUGAGUCUCACAACCAGACACAGCAGAGGUGUUGAGUACAUAUUGGCCAUACGGUCUUACUAUGCGGGAAGUAUGAUCGUAGAUCGCAUAGACGCUUGGCGCUUUCAUGUUAAAGGCGGGAGACGAGAUUGUAAUGUCGACUUGGAGAAUCGAACAUGCUCGUGCGGUGUGUAUAACGUUGAAAAAAUCCCUUGCUCUCAUGUUAUUGCAGCUGCAGCCGAAGCUAACGUCGACAUGUCCUAUUACGUAUGCGCCACUCAUUCGACGCCUUCCUUGUUCUCAACAUAUGCACAUCCGAUUUACCCCAAAGAGGGAACUGACUCCCACGUGAAGCCUGUUCGCUGUUUGCCUCCAGGGGAGAGUGUCCCUUCUGGAAGGCCGAAGAAGUCGAGGUGGCAAACUUGGCUAGAGAUGUCUAGGAAGAAAAACACAAAACCGAGGAAAACGCAUAAGAAGUACAGCUGCUCUAAGUGCAAGGAACCUGGUCAUACUCGCCCCAAUUGUGUCGCUGAAGACUGA
Messenger RNA from Microthlaspi erraticum, 2331 nucleotides. The record is from the annotation of a GenBank genome assembly. NCBI's taxonomy places the organism in Eukaryota, Viridiplantae, Streptophyta, Magnoliopsida, Brassicales, Brassicaceae.